Molecule: messenger RNA, 6807 nt
Organism: Solea senegalensis (Senegalese sole)
Lineage: Eukaryota; Metazoa; Chordata; Actinopteri; Pleuronectiformes; Soleidae
Gene: arhgef28a
Product: Rho guanine nucleotide exchange factor (GEF) 28a
Exons: 36
Coding region: 347-5674 (1775 amino acids)
Biological process (GO): regulation of Rho protein signal transduction
Molecular function (GO): guanyl-nucleotide exchange factor activity
Source: RefSeq, a predicted model, not a curated record
AGGCCGCUGGAGAGAGACGAAGAAGAAGAAGAAGAAGGGAAAAAAACAGGGGAAACGACUCUGGCGACACCUGCGAACCGACUCCCAGCAACAGCAACAGACUGACUGAGUCCUGUAGCUGUUGUGAGGAAGAGGAGGAGGAGGAGGAGGCUGAUGAAGCUGAGCGACGCGAUAGUAAUGUGUAACAAAGGUGUAAUAAGCGUUAUUAGCUCCAUCGCGAAAGCGAAUCGAACUACAGAGAAAAGUUUUUGAAGGCAGAGAGUCGUUUUCAUCGGUUCCGAGUUUCCCCGAGUGCGGAGAGGAGAGGAGAGAGAAGCGGCAGCAGGUAUCUGGCGGAUGGGAGAAAAUGGAGUUGAACAGAAGAGAGGUGCCUCUAUAUGGGCAAGUGGAGGCCAGUGUAAAACUGCAAGCCAGCGGUCCUGAAGAUGCAGAGUUUUACAUCGUCGUUCAAGGUUCGAGACUCACACAUGUGACUACAGCAAAAAGAGGAGAUGAUGGGCUCACGCUUCGCUUCACAGUUCCCGGUCAUGACCUUGUGGAAGUUGCCUCCGUUGCUUCCUACUGUUGCACAGAGGGCCAAGUCGAGCCAUGUGAGGGUGAAGCAUCUCUUGAAUACGUCAGUGAUGUUGCCCAGACAGCAGCAGAGUACCUGAGUGCACACAGGGACCAGCUGGGGCCCCAGAGCUACCAAGAAGUCCUGAAGAGGUUUCCGGUGUGGGUGCAGUCGGCUGAUGAGGAGCUCUCUGCUGGAUGGUUACGUCGCGAUGAGGGUGAUGACGAUGAUGCGCAACUCAGAGAAAGUAGAGGCUAUGAAGCCGAUCUCCGACAACUGGAUGAGCAAAUCACCCAGGCUAUGGCCAACAUGGAUUACCCUCAGCAGUGGAAAAACACUCAGAGCCAACAAAGGGAAGCUGCUGACAUUCAGCUCAAAGAAACCUUGCUUCACCUGGCGGUGCGUUUGGGUUUGAUCCAUCUCUCCCACUACUUAAUUCACCAAUCGAGAGGUCAGAGGGCAGUGACCUUACCGAAUCAGGAGGGAGACACACCGCUGCAGCUGGCUCAGAAGAACGGACGGCAUGAUGUGUUCAGGGUGCUGACAGCUUCUCCUGGUCCUGCAGUUGCCCCUGCACCAGGUGUGUGCAGCGUGUGGUCAGACAACUUCUCCAUGCUGAGGUUUUGUCCUGGCACAAACUCUCUGACCCUGACAGUGCGACAGGUUCCCGGGAGCUGCUGUCCGGAUGCCAUCAUGGUCCUCCGAGGCAGAAUGGAAGACCACAGCAUCCAAAAACUGAUAAAUGUGCUGAGAGCUGAAAAUCGAAAAAGCAAAGAUGAAGACAUUUCAAACUGUGAUGGCAUCAGCAAGGACCUCCGAGGGGACGAGCAUGUGCUGGUGGACAACGUUUUUGAAGAACAGCUUGUUCUGUCUCUGGAUGAGGACGAUGAUGUAAAUGAAAAUCCAUCCUCAUUAUCUGUAUAUAGGAAUCCCACGCAGUCCAGUGAUGUUAAGAGCCAGUUUACCCAGCACGCCACAGAUCCUGUUCUCUCCUUGGUCAACAGCAUCGAUCAGAGAACCACACAGCAGCCUCAGGCGGACAAUGUCGACCUCAAGUACAGCAUCAGUGGAGUGACAAGAGAGAGCACAGGGACCGAUUGUGAAUUAUGGGACCCCGUGGACACACAUGAUAUCCUGCUAGUCACCGACACUCCUCCACCUUAUUCAGAAAUCAUCUACCCUGACUCUGGACAGUGCUCCCACCGUCGCUCACUCGCUGACCAGGCCCUUGCCAGGCUGAACCGCCUCACUUCCAUAGAGACGACCAAUGAGAGAGACUGUCUGCCCAUGGAUACCUGCAUCCUCAGUCCCAGUCUGGUGGCUCUGGAGAUGGACAGCGAGGAGGACAGCGCCGAGCCGAAGUCUCCGCUUUCCCCGCUGUCGUCAGAUUUUGACAAAAGUGAAGAUAAAAGAGAAUCCUUUUGCCGGUCACCUGACCUCACAUGCACCCGCAGCAAGUCGGCCUCCUCGGCAUUUGAACCCGCCUCAAAAGAAUUGGAUGACCAGGGGAUUCGACUGCGCUCCUAUUCCUACUCAUCCAAAAUCAGUUUGCGACCCGCUCGACUUGCUCGGGACAAUCACACUUCAGAUAUGAGCCCAGAUGCCGCGCUGCACUGUGUCAGCCACAGCCGAUCUCUCCUUCAGGCCCUGUCUCUGUCUAAAUCUCUGUCUCUGCUCCACCCUGGUAAGCAAAGAGGCUGCGGCAUAUCAGAGCAGUCCCAUGAGAAAAGGGAGAUUAGGUUCCGUAAGCGUGCCCAGUCUGCUGAUGAUGAGGGAACCGUGGAACUGGCAGAGUCCCUCCAACAUCUCACACUGUCUGAGUUCCUCAAAGAAAUUGAGGAGGAGGAGCUGGAUAAGUACAGUAUCCCGACCAAGGUGGAGUCAGAGAAGUACAAAGUCAUCCGCACGUUCAGUUUCCUGAAGAACAGGAUGUCCAGCACACGCAGCAAGAGCAAGGGGAAGGCGAAGGACAGAGAAGCCAAGGAUAAGCAGCUCAAUGGACAUCGGUUUGCGACAGGAUCCUGUUUGGGCCCGACGAUGUGUGUGGUGUGUGACAAACCAGCAUCUGGAAAGGACCUGCUGCAUUGCCCCAGUUGCACUGCAAUUGUCCAUAAGGGCUGUAAGGAGUCAGUUCCACCAUGUUUGAAGAAACCUCUGGAUAAAAGUGCUGUGACAAUGGUAAAAAACAGGACAGCAUCCCUCCCACUGAAUUUCACAGUGAGAGACAGUCCUCCUCUGAGUGUGAUCCCCAUCUCUGCCUCUCCACCUCUCAUGACUGCCAAGGAAAAGAAGGACACGGUGACCCAGUCGAGCUCUGCGUUUGGAAGUGACAGUCGACUGAGUGAGAGUUCAGAGACGGAGUCAGAUGCUGUGAAGGUGACCAGCCCUUCAGAGGAGCUGCUGUCCACUCCAGUGUCCUCCACCUCUGCAGACUCUUCCUUUGCAGAAGACUGUGUGGACGCGUGUAUCCAGGGUGACAUCUCCGCGGACGCUGUGGAUUAUGAGGCAGAGUCGUGGAGUCUGACAGUUGAGCACAAGUUCUGCAAGAGGCACGACAAGCGAGCCGUCAAGAGGCAGGAUGUCAUCUACGAGCUGAUGCAGACUGAGCUCCACCACCUGCAGACGCUCCACAUCAUGGCAGAGGUUUUCCGGCGAGGAAUGAGGGAGGAAGUGCAGCUCGAUACAGAAGCGGUGAAGCGGGUUUUCCCCUGUUUGGACCAGCUGCUUCUCUUCCACCAUGGCUUCUUCGCUGCCAUGAAGGAGCGGCGACUCAGCUCUGCUGAGCCUCAGGGACACAGGAACUACCUCAUCCAGCGAAUAGGAGACGUCCUGCUCCAGCAGUUUUCAGAGGAAAAUGGUGAGAAAAUGAAGAAGGUCUAUGGAGAAUUCUGCAGUCGUCACAAUGAAGCGGUUGGCUUUUUCAAAGAGCUCCAGCAGCAUAACAAGAGAUUUCAGAACUUCCUGAAGCAACAAGGUAGCAAUUCCUUGGUGCGCCGGAGGGAGAUCCCAGAAUGCAUCUUGCUGGUAACCCAAAGGAUUACAAAGUACCCAGUGCUGCUGGAGAGGAUCCUCCAAUACACUGAAGAAAACACAGAGGAAUGUGCGGAUCUUUCCAAAGCCCUGGCUCAGAUCAGGGAGGUGGUCGCAGCCGUGGACCUGAGAGUCAGCGAAUACGAGCGGCACCAGAGAUUACAGGAAGUGUGGGGCCGCAUGGAGAAUCGGAGCCUGGCCAAACUGAAGAACGGGCACGCGUUCCGGAAACAGGACAUGAUGAGGCCGGGUCAAGCGCUCAAACACCAGGGCCUGCUCCUGUGGAAGACUGCCACUGGUCGAUUAAAGGAUGUCCUGGCGCUCCUCCUCACAGACACGCUCAUCCUCCUGCAGGAAAAAGACCAGAAGUACACGUUUGCUUCUGUGGACCAGAAACCACCAGUCAUCGCUCUGCAGAAGUUAAUAGUGCGAGAAGUAGCUAAUCAAGAGAGAGGCAUGUUUCUGAUCAGUGCAUCAGCUGCCGGGCCAGAAAUGUACGAAGUCCACACGUCGUCCAAAGAGGAGCGUAACACCUGGAUGAGGCUCAUUCGAGAGGCUGUCGAGAGCUGUCCAGAGGAAGAGGAGGAAUACACCAGUGAAUCUGAGGAGGAGAAGCGAGCUGCUGAGGCUCGCGUUCAGAAGAUCCAUAAGUUACAAGGGAGUCUGAUGAGCCACGACCAGCAGAUCUGCUCCAGCCUGGAGGAGAAGCUGCACAUUUACACUGAGCUCUCGGCUCUGAGUGGGAGGACGGACGCUCCGGUGGUCGAACCUCGGCUCCUCGUCCAGCCGCACUCAGAGGAGCUGCCUCAGGCCGCCACGCUGCUCGCUGCAGCUCUGCAAGAAGCCAAAAACCUCAAAUCCACUUUGUCAACGAGGACCUGCUCUCCAGCCAGCCACAGUCCGGACUCUGAAAGCCACUUUGUGUUCAGCCCUGCGACACCUGCAGAGUUCCCCUCAAAUCCUCCCGAGCCCUCACCUGAAAACCCCGAGGCCACAGAAGGGAGAUGGACUGAGGCUGUUGUUCUUCAGGCUCCAUCCCACGUGCAAAACGCUGAGUCAGAUGACAUUGAUUUGAAGAUCGCUCAGAGUGUCCACAGCCUGACGCAGUUGCUCUACAGUCUGCAGGCUGCGGUGACCAUCCAAGACAGCUGCUACGAGGUCCAGAGGCUCCUCCUGCGAGAGAGCGGGCGCCCGUCUCCCCGCGCCCCGCGACCUCACCUCCUGACCACCCGGGGCAACACCUUACAAGAGCAGGAGAAACAGCGCAACCUGGAGAAGCAGAAGGAGGAAGCGUUGGCUGUUCAGCGGCUCCAGGGCCGACUGCGCCAGGAGAAGGAGCGCUGGGAGAGGGAGUGUCAGGCCCGGGAGAGCCAGCAGGGGGAGCAGGAGAGCAGACUGGAGGAGAGGGAGAGGCAGUGCCACCUAGAGGCGGAGAGGCUAAGGCGCGAGAGGGAAGAGCUCGACGGGCAGCUGGAGGAGUACCAGCAGAGCUUGGAGCGGCUCAGGGAGGGACAGCGGAGUGUGGAGAGGGAUCGCGAGCACCUGGAGAACCAGCAAAAGCUGCUCCAGACAUGGACUCACGGCCGGCAGAGGAGCGUGCCUGCUGUGAUCCCUCAUAUGGUCAUACCUCUGGAUGGACAGCAGGACUCGGCACCAAGUCCGUCAAGAGACCACGCCGGCAACGGCUCCAUGUUUGUAAACGAGGCUGAGUUCACCAGCACCAGCAUCAACAACCGCCACGUCCACCACAAGCGGAUUGACCCCAGCGCACACAACUGUCUCAACACCCUGCUGGCCAGAUCCAACAGCAGACAGUCCCCCAACGCUAAGACUCCCCAUAAUCCACACUCAGAACCCCAAGGGUGGGUGAUGGGCACAGGUUACCUCUGCAGCCCCGCAGGAAGGCUGGGACUGCAGCACACACCUGCUGAUCAUAACAGCUACAUCGGGGAGACCUGGUUGUCGACAGCAAGUGGAGCGGAUCUGUAUCCGGAUCUCCCGCAUCCCAGUGACCCUCAGCUGGACCUGGUUUCCUUGGAAACUGGCAGUGGUGGUGAGGAGGGACGGGAGGAAACCAUAGUGUACCUCUGAAUAUUGAUCAAUAUCAGAGUCUUAAAACCCAACCCAGCACUUCAUGAAGGCUUCAGAACCAGGACUGGAUUCUGGCGCCUUUAGAACACUUUUCUUUGUAAAUAUAUGUUGUUAUUGUUGUUGUUGUUUUUUAUUAUUGUGUAUAUAUUUGGAAAACUGUUGUGUUUGUGUUUUUUUUCUGUGAAGUGGAGAGUUACUGGAAACACACAGGGAGAAAAUGAGAUAAAGAAACUGGGUUUGUUUCGGACUCAAUCUCGCAUGUGUCAUGCACCUUAGCCUGAGGCACACUGGGUGUUCUGUGUCUCUUUAUUUUCUGCUGUGUGUGUGUGUGUGUGUGUGUGUGUGUAUAUGUGGUCUAUACUAUCUGCCUGGGCCCCCACAGUAACACCUUUUCUCCCUUUCCCCUCCUCUCCCCACCUCCUCAUUACCUUCCUACCUCAGGUCCCACAUAUCUCAUCUCUGGAGUUCUAUAUUUAUUAAAUUUACCAGAGAGAAAAAAAAAAGACAGCAUAAACCCAAUAUCAGCAAAACAUCACGCUGCAUCUCUCUAGCGGGUGAUUGUCUUGCCAUGGAGUAAACUGUCCCUCAUUCAUUCAUCAGACGGCCUAUGUUUAUGUGCAAACAUGACACGAAGCACAAAACAUUAGAAUUGAUAGAUGAGGCAUGUCAACAUCAGUGUAACAUUUUUUCCAACUCGCUGCCCGUAGCCAUAAUUUUUUUUUCUCUUUAUCUGGAGUGUGUUUUUCUUUUUCCUUUUUCGAGAGAGAGAGAUGUUGCAGCUGCGCUAAUGUGUCAUUUUUAUCAGUGCAGAGGACUUCCACCCAAAAAAAAAAAAGAUGCCCAAGAGACCGUCUUUUUUGUGCAGAAAUAAAAGUAAAAGACGAGUCACGUUGCAGGAAAAGUCAUUUUGGCCAAACCGAUGGAAUGCACUGAUGUAAUUAUGUUGCAACGAUGUUGAUUGUGCAUCUCUGGUGACUCUUAUUUAUACUGUUGGCCUCUCCUGCAGCAAGACUUUGGAUUGUAAUGUCUAUUGGUCCACCACAUUGUUGUUUUUUGUAUUUGUUAAACUACUUGACGUAUUAAAAUUAAAUGUUUUGUGAAGGCAUUCCUUGUUCCCAGAGGAUGAAUACUUA